AUGCGGAUCGGCGGGCGCAUCAUGGGGAUGUUGGGGGUCGUGGCGGCUCUGACGAUGGAAGGAGGAUUGGGAGGAGGAGGAGGAGGAGGAGGAGGAGGAUGUCGGGAGCAGUCGUGGAGUUCGUGCAUGAUGCGAGUAGGGAGCGGACAAAGUCUUGGGCAAGGAUCCUUGAGGGCGUUUCAGCGCAUUGGUGCAUGGAGGACCAUGUUGUGUUGUAUGAAGAGAGAGUGCGGUAGGGAAGUCGCUCUUCUGAGGAUGGAGCUCGAGCUUCAGUCCAUGUGCAGAUGUAUGGCAUUGCGAGGAGCUAGGAAUACCAAGCAGCUCGCAAAGCCCGGGUUGCGCGUUCGUUCGGGCAUGCAGAUAGGAACACGUCAUGGCAGCAUCAAGGUGGGCAACAAGGGCGACUUGCUGGAGUACAAGAAGCGGAAGCGGCUGAAACAAGUUCGGAGGAAGCAGCGUCAGGAGAGGGAGGAGAUACUGAGGACGAAGCAGGAACGCAAAGAGAUUGGGGUACUCACCGCAAUUGCGUUGAGUGCCAGGCUACAGGACGAGGACACGCUGGCAGACCUGCGGCGACUGAACAAAGCAGGGAAAAAGUGCCUGAGAGAUCUCUUGGUCAACGAGACGGCAGCGAUCGAAGAGUUCGAGCGAGCGCUUUGGAUUCCGCCGAGGGUCAGGGAGGCUUCGGGGGCAUCGGAGUCCCUGGUUGCUCUCCCGUGUGAUUUUGAGGACACGCCGGAGAACAGAGAGGCGAGGAGGGAGUAUCGGAGAAAGUACAACAUCAGCAAGCACAUGGGGUUGUGCUUUGAACCGCAGCAGCCCAGGAGCCAGUUGGAAGCGAUGGUAGACGAGGACAGUUCAGAGGAGGUCUCGGCGCCGGACUUUGACCAGGCCAUCUACUUCGACCGUUCUAUCUUCGAGAACCCGGAGGGAGACAAGAAUAAUCCGCACAGGGAGGGAGCAGAGUGGGGGAAGAAGUUCCUGGAGAGCAUAGGGGCUGAGGUAGCAAGUCAGACCUCCUUGGAUAUGGACCGGCCGUUAGUGUUCGACCCUCUGGAGGAGGGGUGUAUCAUCCCCCGCGAGAAGCUAGAGGAUCAGAAGUAUCACUUCGAGAAGAAGCUGGGGUAUCGGUGGGCGCAGCGGUUCCCGCGGUACAGGGAGUUCAUCAAGCGGGAGAUCCGGAGGCUGGACAUUCUCAUCCCCGAAGCAAGGCCGAUGGAUGUGCCGGAAGAUGAGUGGGUCCCGCCCAGAGACUGCGUUCGCUACCUCCGAGAUGGAUACAUCCCGAUGCCUGCUGGUGUGAGCAUGGAGAACAACCAAGAGGAGCAGUACAGCGAAAAGAUGCAGAAAGGGCUGAAGCACUUCUGGGACCUGGUGCAUGCGGGGAAGAUACCGAAGCCGGACUUGCGUCAGACAGAGGCUGAGAUGCAGGAUGUGGUGGAGGAGGAGCUGAAGGAGGAGGAUAUCCGGAGAUUAGACGAGGAGCAGGAGGCUGAUCAUGCCCAUGAGCAGGCAGAGGAGAGAGGGAUCCCAAAGGAGAAGCUUGACCGCCUGAUGGAACUUGGAUACAACGGGUCCACUGCUCUCAAGGUGUUGGAUUGGAUUCAGGACCUGUCGGAGCAGAAGAUCGACUGGACAGCCUUCGCCAUCCCCGAGCUGUGGCGGAACAGCUGGCAAGGAGUGAAGACGAGGAGGUCGAGGGAAGUGGAGCAGAGGGGCUUGCAUGUGGAGGAAAUAACACUCAGUGCGUCCGAUCGGAACAGCGAGAAGACGAUCACUGACCUGGUGUACCACUUCCCGCCCAGGGAGCGAGUCAAAAAGGCGAGCCCGGUCGUAGGUGUGAGCUACGAAUGGCUGAGAGACCUGGCCUCGGACAAUCUUGCCCAGUACGAUGAGACGGAGCUGAACUCUGCCAUGUUCUGUCUGGACUACGUCGCAAGAUCGUUCUUCUCUUGUCCUCCUCCUCCUCUGACAGAGGAGAUGAUGCUCAAACCAUCGUCAGGACAACCGCGGCAGCGACGAAGAUCGCAGAAGCAAGACGGCAACCAGAAGCCUGCUGCUGAGGCCGCUGAAGAUCUCAAGGCCCUCAUCCGAUACCUGUACAGCAGGCCUCGCAAUUUGCAGGCGCAGCCGCCAAACUCCUUCGACUCCAAGUUUCCACUCCGCCAUCUGGUCUCACCGGAGCUGGGAGAUCUGCUCGAGAUGCUGCUGGAAAAUGGUGACGAGCAGGCACUUGAUGUGUUGACGGAUGACAAGUGCACGACCAAGAUACGAGCAAGUGAUCAUAACGGCUGCCUGCUCGCUACAGAGGCGCUCAGGGACCAGGUCAAGGCCAAGAUCCGUUACAUCUUCCAAAAGCUAGCGAGCUCAAGAAACUGCCCUGAGGAGCUGAAGUCGAAGAUCCAAGAGCAGUGGUUGAAGCCUUCAGCUGCGGACAAGGAUGAACUGGCCAACAAGUUGGACGCCAGGGAAGUUGAGAAGAUGAAGGGGAGGUUGCGGCACGUCAAGAGGUCUCUUGCAGAUCUCAAGAGGAAGAAGCGCUUCAAAAUGAGCCUCGGCAAGCUGGAGAGGAAAAUCAUCACGAUCAGGAUCAGGAAAUUCAGAGCGGAAGCUGAGAAGAUCAUGGCGGCCAUGGCUGAGUACUUCGACUCUAUUGCGGACGCCAAAUCCCUCUCCCUACCUCCUGGCGAUACCCUUCCAUGCCAGCAGCACCGCCUGGAGGACGACGAUGACAUCAGCUGGAGGAUCUUCCCAGCCACCUCCGAGCAAAUUUUCUUCGACGACUGGACGGAGGAAGAAGCUGAGAAAUGUUUGUGGCUGCCUGCCGUUGGAGUCGAGAAGCACCUGCUGCCGUUUGACAUAGUCGGAUCUCAAUUCUUCGAGAAGUUCGACGUGCAAGUGGAGCUGGACGCUCGUCCCCACAAGGGCAAGCUUGUCAAGGGGAGGGGCCUGAUGGAGGUCAACCUGACCCGCGAACUUCCUGAUGCUGGUGCGUCUCAAACAUCUACCAUGACCCUUGCGGCUGAUGAAGCAUACGACGUCCAGGAGGGAUCCCCACAUCCCUUGUUCUUCUGGAGGGUCCGUAUCAAGGGACCCUUGAAGGCUGCGAGGGAGGCAAAGGAAGCAGUGCUCUCCCUCCUCUUCAGCCCCAUCCGCACAGAUCACAUUCCAGAAGAAGCAUGGGAAGAGUUCCUGAAAUGCCGAGAGUGGUAUUACGGGCACAGGUGGUCGAUUCAGUUUCACAGCAGAUACAAUCGGAAAGACGUCUUCCUAUCCAACCUGCCAAAAACUUCUCAAUUCUGGUGA
Molecule: messenger RNA, 3306 nt
Organism: Guillardia theta CCMP2712
Lineage: Eukaryota; Cryptophyceae; Pyrenomonadales; Geminigeraceae
Exons: 17
Coding region: 1-3306 (1101 amino acids)
Source: RefSeq, a predicted model, not a curated record